UAGCAACAAGAAGCACCUGCAUAAAAGAUGCCACAGAGAGUGAUCACCAGAAAACCUAUUCAGAUCUUUAAAAGGAGCACAUCAGUAACAAAGAUAGCACUCUUCACCGGUAAAAAUUGAGAAGUACCAAGAGAACUCAGAAAAGCAGGAUCUCUUGGAAAAGAUGGUACUGGAAACUCUGAAUCUAAUGCACUACAACAUCACCAGCCUAGUUCCAGAUAUGAUGCCAGUGGCUACAGUGCCUGUACUCAUUCUCAUGUGCUUUCUGUUUCUAAUGUGGAAUCAUGAAGAAACUUCAUCAAUACCAGGGCCAGGAUACUGUAUGGGAAUCGGACCCCUCAUUUCACAUGGGAGAUUUCUUUGGAUGGGAGUAGGUAAUGCCUGCAACUACUACAAUAAGACAUAUGGAGAAUUUGUGAGAGUUUGGAUCAGCGGUGAAGAAACAUUUAUAAUUAGCAAAUCCUCAAGUGUGUUCCAUGUAAUGAAACACUGGCAUUAUGUUUCUCGAUUUGGGAGCAAGCUUGGAUUACAAUGCAUUGGCAUGUAUGAAAAUGGGAUCAUAUUCAAUAACAACCCAGCACACUGGAAAGAAAUUCGACCCUUUUUCACCAAAGCUCUGUCUGGUCCUGGUCUUGUGCGUAUGAUAGCAAUUUGUGUUGAAUCAACAAUUAAUCACCUGGACAAACUAGAGGAAGUAACCACUGAAGUAGGAAACAUCAAUGUGUUGAAUCUUAUGAGACGGAUCAUGCUUGACACAUCUAACAAGCUUUUUCUUGGGAUUCCUUUGGAUGAAAGUGCCAUUGUACUUAAGAUUCAAAACUACUUUGAUGCUUGGCAAGCACUUUUAUUAAAGCCCGACAUCUUUUUUAAGAUUUCUUGGCUGCGCAAGAAAUAUGAAGAGGCAGUCAAGGAUCUGAAAGGAGCAAUGGAAAUCUUAAUAGAACAGAAACGACAAAUGCUUUCCACUGUUGAAAAGCUGGAUGAACACAUGGAUUUUGCAUCCCAGUUGAUUUUUGCACAGAACAGAGGGGAUCUGACUGCUGAGAAUGUGAACCAGUGUGUGCUGGAGAUGAUGAUUGCCGCUCCUGAUACUCUGUCUGUGACUCUCUUCUUUAUGCUAAUACUGAUUGCAGAGCACCCCACAGUGGAAGAGGAGAUGAUGAGAGAAAUUGAAACUGUUAUGGGUGACAGAGACGUACAGAGUGAUGACAUGCCGAACUUAAAAGUCGUGGAGAAUUUUAUUUAUGAGAGCAUGAGGUACCAGCCAGUUGUGGACUUGAUCAUGCGAAAAGCUUUACAAGAUGAUGUAAUUGAUGGCUAUCCUGUGAAAAAGGGGACAAACAUUAUUCUCAACAUUGGACGUAUGCAUAAGCUUGAAUUCUUCCCAAAGCCAAAUGAGUUUUCUCUUGAAAAUUUUGAGAAAAAUGUUCCUUCACGCUAUUUUCAACCCUUUGGUUUUGGCCCUCGGGGCUGUGUAGGAAAGUUUAUUGCCAUGGUAAUGAUGAAAGCAAUUCUGGUGACUCUUCUGAGACGGUGCAGAGUACAGACAAUGAAAGGAAGAGGCCUUAACAACAUCCAGAAAAACAAUGACUUAUCCAUGCACCCAAUAGAAAGGCAACCGCUGCUGGAGAUGGUUUUCACACCAAGAAGGAACACGAACAAGAACCAGGGUGACUAAAACAGAUCAGCUUUAAUUUACAGGGCUUUCUCAGUCAGAGCAACUAAGAAAUACACAUCAUUCCUAGGUAAAGUUAUAGAGUAAAACAUUUUGUUGCCCCUAAAUGGCUACAACUUCAGCUGAGAACUUGUUCUGCCCACACAGCAGAACCAGGUUCUGGCCACAGCUUCAAAGUAAUAAAGAAAGACUAAAAUUACGAAAUAAUCCUGUUGCUAGGUGAUGCCACAAUAUAUGCAGGAUUCCUGGCUACUUUCUAAAACCAUCAAGUUCAGAUGAUGUUAUGCUUUGCUUUUCAAACCGUGCAAGUUCAAAGGUUUGGGGGUCAACAAAAGAACAUGCCUGACGUGUUUAAUUCCAGGACUGCAUGAGUCCCUCUCUUCCCAACCUCCUCGAAGCUGGAUCUAGCGGUAUUUGACUAUUGCAAAAGCUCUAAUUAUCUAUUUUUGAAAACAUCUGUAUGAAUAAUAUCAAAGUUGAUUUUAAGACUAUGAAACAGUUUAAAAUAUUUAGGACAUAUCUAAGUUAUAAAAAUGUCUAUACAAGAAGUCAUUCAAACAUUUUUCUUUACUGUGUUUUGCUGUUAUACCAUGCUGCUUGAUACCAAAGACUUACAGUGUCAGAUAGAUUUUACUGAUGGUAAUAAUUUCCAGAGUACUGGGUAAUAAUGAUAGUCAAGAUAACUGUUUUUAAAAGUCAACAUUGUGCUAUAGAGUAUGCAAGAGAGGAUCUGUAAACACCUUGGUAAAGACCAUUUUAGAACAAGAUGAUGAACAUGUAACAUUACCGCUAGUAUUACACAGGAGCCAGGGGGGCAACACUCAGCUCCACCUCAUCUGGUUAACUGUAGAAAAUUCCCACCUCACCUCAGUGCUAUAUUGGCAUAAACCUUUGGAAUAUCUAAUGUAACUUCUACUUCUACCAUCUCCAUAGCCUUUAAACUAGGAAAUUGUUAGAGCUGUUGGGAGAAGAAAAAACAAACUAACACAAAAAAAACCCAAACAGAAACCCCUACCCUCCACUCUCUCUCUCAAAAAAAAAAAAAAAAAAGGAAAAAAAAAAAAGAAAAA
This is a messenger RNA of Strigops habroptila (Kakapo), 2745 nucleotides long. Its product is annotated as aromatase. The coding region runs from base 164 to 1678 and encodes 504 amino acids. The transcript has 10 exons. Lineage: Eukaryota; Metazoa; Chordata; Aves; Psittaciformes; Psittacidae. The record is from RefSeq and is a predicted model, not a curated record. Gene Ontology annotation, molecular function: heme binding; iron ion binding; monooxygenase activity.